Nipponia nippon (crested ibis) is the source of this 3714-nucleotide messenger RNA. It is a transcript of the gene STXBP5, whose product is annotated as syntaxin binding protein 5. Gene Ontology annotation, molecular function: myosin II binding; syntaxin binding; GTPase activator activity. Lineage: Eukaryota; Metazoa; Chordata; Aves; Pelecaniformes; Threskiornithidae. Gene Ontology annotation, biological process: Golgi to plasma membrane transport; exocytosis. The record is from RefSeq and is a predicted model, not a curated record. Gene Ontology annotation, cellular component: cytoplasm; plasma membrane; SNARE complex.
CAUCAGGAAGGUGCUGGACGGCCUGACGGCGGUGUCCGCCGCCGCCUCGGCGUCGUCCGCCGCGCAGCAGCAGCAGGCGGGGAACCGGGAGACCGAAAUCCAGGAGACGCUCCAGUCCGAGCACUUCCAGCUCUGCAAGACUGUACGCCAUGGUUUCCCCUAUCAACCGUCAGCCUUGGCAUUUGACCCUGUUCAGAAAAUACUGGCCAUCGGGACUCAGACUGGAGCACUAAGGCUCUUUGGUCGGCCAGGGGUUGAAUGCUACUGCCAACAUGACAGUGGAGCUGCAGUAAUCCAGCUUCAGUUCCUGAUUAAUGAGGGAGCUCUUGUGAGUGCCUUGGCUGAUGAUACCUUACACCUGUGGAACUUACGUCAGAAGAGACCUGCUAUACUUCAUUCACUCAAAUUUAACCGAGAACGGAUAACAUUUUGUCAUCUGCCUUUCCAAAGUAAAUGGCUCUAUGUGGGCACCGAAAGAGGAAACAUUCACAUUGUCAAUGUGGAAUCAUUUACUCUCUCAGGCUAUGUCAUCAUGUGGAAUAAAGCCAUUGAACUGUCGUCCAAAUCUCACCCAGGACCUAUUGUCCACAUUAGUGACAAUCCAAUGGAUGAAGGAAAGCUUCUGAUUGGCUUUGAGUCUGGAACAGUGGUAUUAUGGGAUCUGAAGUCAAAGAAGGCAGAUUACAGAUACACACAUGAUGAGGCUAUUCACUCUGUGGCUUGGCAUCAUGAAGGAAAACAAUUUAUUUGUAGUCACUCAGAUGGUACCUUGACCAUAUGGAAUGUAAAAUCUCCUACCAAACCAUUCCAGACAAUCACUCCACAUGGAAAGCAACUGAAGGAUGGAAAGAAGCCAGAACCCUGCAAGCCUAUCCUUAAGGUGGAAUAUAAAACAACUAGAGCUGGGGAGCCUUUCAUCAUUCUCUCAGGAGGCUUAUCAUAUGACACUGUAGGAAGAAGACCCUGUUUAACAGUUAUGCAUGGGAAAAGUACUGCUGUGCUAGAAAUGGAUUAUUCUAUUGUUGACUUUCUAACCCUCUGUGAAACACCAUAUCCUAAUGACUUUCAGGAACCAUAUGCUGUAGUUGUUCUCCUAGAAAAGGACUUAGUACUGAUUGACCUUGCACAAAAUGGGUACCCUAUAUUUGAGAAUCCCUAUCCUUUGACUAUACAUGAAUCUCCGGUUACGUGUUGUGAAUAUUUUGCCGAUUGUCCUGUGGACCUCAUACCUGCACUCUAUUCAGUUGGCGCUCGACAGAAACGUCAAGGUUACAGUAAGAAGGAAUGGCCUAUCAGUGGAGGCAACUGGGGUUUGAUCACUCAGAGCUAUCCAGAGAUAAUUAUUACAGGGCAUGCUGAUGGGUCAAUCAAGUUUUGGGAUGCCUCAGCAAUAACGCUGCAAGUGCUCUAUAAGCUAAAAACAGCCAAAGUAUUUGAAAAAUCACGGAAUAAAGAUGACAAGCCAAACACAGAUAUAGUAGAUGAAGAUCCAUACGCUAUUCAGAUCAUCUCAUGGUGUCCAGAAAGUAGAAUGCUGUGCAUAGCUGGAGUUUCUGCACAUGUCAUUAUUUACAGGUUCAGCAAGCAGGAAGUGACAACAGAAGUCAUUCCGAUGCUAGAAGUACGUCUGCUAUAUGAAAUAAAUGAUGUUGAAUCUCCAGAUGGUGAGCAGGUGCCACCUUUACCAACUCCAGGCACAGGUUCCAAUCCUCAAUCCAUUGUUCCCCAGUCUCAUCCAUCUACUAGCAGCAGUUCAUCUGACGGACUUCGUGAUAAUGUCCCAUGUUUAAAAGUUAAAAAUUCUCCUCUCAAGCAGUCUCCAGGCUACCAAAUUGAGCUAGUUAUCCAGCUAGUGUGGGUGAGUGGAGAACCUCCUCAACAGAUAACCAGCUUAGCAAUCAACUCAGCGUACGGCCUAGUAGUUUUUGGAAACUGUAAUGGUAUUGCCAUGGUUGAUUACCUCCAGAAGACAGUGCUCUUGAAUCUAGGCACUAUUGAACUGUAUGGCUCUAAUGAUCCUUAUCGCAGGGAGCCACGAUCUCCCCGAAAAACUCGACAGCCAUCUGGAGGUCUUUGUGAUAUUAAUGAAGGUAUGGUGGUGCCAGAAGAUCGCUGCAAAUCACCCACUUCAGGUUCUGGUUCACCAAACAAUUCUGAUGAUGAUCAAACAAUGAAUAAUUUUAUAGAAAAGGUGAAGACCAAAAGCAGAAAGUUUUCCAAGAUGGUAGCCAAUGACAUAGCAAAGAUGUCCAGGAAGCUAAGUUUGCCAACUGAGUUAAAGCCUGAUUUAGAUGUCAAAGACAACUCUUUCAGUCGAUCCCGGAGUUCUAGUGUAACUAGCAUUGAUAAGGAGUCACGCGAGGCAAUUUCAGCUCUUCAUUUUUGUGAGACUUUCACAAGAAAGGCCGAUACAUCACCUUCCCCGUGCCUGUGGGUUGGGACCACGCUGGGUACAGUGCUUGUCAUUGUACUGAACUUACCCCCAGGAGGAGAGCAAAGACUUCUUCAGCCAGUAAUUGUUUCUCCUAGUGGAACCAUCCUGAGGCUAAAAGGGGCAAUCUUGAGAAUGGCUUUUCUGGAUACCACAGGAUCUUUGGUCCCACCAGCACAUGAACCCUGGAGAGAACACAAUGUUCCUGAAGAUAAAGAUGAAAAAGACAAAUCGAAAAAACGACGACCUGUCUCAGUGUCCCCCUCUUCCUCUCAGGAAAUCAGUGAAAACCAAUAUGCAGUGAUAUGUUCAGAAAAGCAAGCAAAAGUUAUCUCACUGCCGUCCCAGAACUGUAUUUAUAAGCAAAACAUAACAGAGACUUCUUUUGUUCUUCGUGGAGAUAUAGUGUCAUUGAGUAACAGUAUCUGCCUUGCAUGUUUCUGUGCCAAUGGACAUAUUAUGACUUUUAGUUUGCCAAGUUUAAGGCCAUUGUUGGAUGUAUGUUACCUGCCACUCACCAAUAUGCGGAUAGCCAGAACGUUCUGCUUCACCAAUAACGGACAAGCACUCUAUCUUGUCUCACCAACUGAAAUACAGAGGCUCACCUACAGUCAAGAAACAUGUGAAAAUCUUCAGGAAAUGUUGGGUGAGCUCUUCACUCCUGUAGAAACACCAGAAGCACCAAACAGGGGGUUCUUCAAAGGGCUGUUCGGAGGUGGGGCACAGUCACUUGACAGAGAAGAACUCUUUGGAGAAUCAGCAUCUGGGAAGGCAUCAAGAAGUCUUGCCCAGCAUAUUCCAGGGCCUGGGGGUAUUGAAGGUGUCAAAGGAGCAGCAUCUGGUGUAGUUGGUGAACUAGCACGAGCCCGGUUGGCACUAGAUGAAAGAGGACAGAAACUAGGAGAACUGGAAGAAAAAACUGCAGCUAUGCUUUACAGUGCUGAUUCUUUCUCUAAACAUGCUCAUGAGAUGAUGUUGAAGUACAAAGACAAGAAGUGGUACCAAUUCUGAUGACGCUCAUCGAUUACAUCUGUUUAAUUUUGUCCUGAUGGAAAAAUCUUGGAUUUGCAUUAAUUUUGGCAGGACAAUUGAAAUUUGAAGGAGUAUUCACCAUUGGAUACGGUUGUUUCCUAGCACAAAUCACACACUGUUUUACCUCAGUCCUGGCUUUAACUGAGGAGCUUUAUAUUUAAAAGAAACACACACACAAAAAACCAAACUUGAGUGUUUCUUAGCUGUUGGUUAGCUGAGAGUCAGAACAGAGAAGGUAACUAGAACAUGUG